AUGCUGCUUCGCAAGUUAGAUAAAAUUCCUCAAACAAUUGAGCGACGCCAAAGCGCAAUAACAAGAAUGGAUAAUAGAUGUGCACAAGCACGUGAUAUUUUAUCAAAAUCCGUCGAAAAUAUUGGAGCUAUCCAACCAAAUGCUAAAAUAGCAGACGAACAGGCAAUGACAUCAGCUCGUUUGGAGUAUGAAGCACAAACUUUACUUGACUAUAGUGCUCAAAAAGUUGAAGCUGCCAGAUCAUUAGUUGAUUUACUUGAUCAAGCUGAGCAAGAAAUUCUUUCCGAAAUUAAAUUAAUGGAAUCCUUUUUAGCUACGAAGAAAACAUUUGACCAGAACCCUCUUGCAGACGAUUAUGUUGAAAAAAUCAAGAAUAAAAUGCAAUAUACAGGGAUAGCAAACGAUGGAGAGCAUUAUUGCAUUUGCCGUGGACUUAAUGUUGGACAAAUGGUUCAAUGUGAUAAUCCAAAGUGCCCAUUCGAAUGGUUUCACGUCGAAUGCGUCGGAAUUACAAACAAAACAACAAAAACAUGGUUUUGUCCAUAUUGCGCGCAACUUUUGCAAAAUACUACUACUGAUAAAACGACGACAGACUCAAAUAAUGAUGUAUAA
This is a messenger RNA of Trichomonas vaginalis G3, 612 nucleotides long. Its product is annotated as methylated histone binding. The transcript has a single exon. The record is from RefSeq and is a predicted model, not a curated record. The coding region runs from base 1 to 612 and encodes 203 amino acids. Lineage: Eukaryota; Parabasalia; Trichomonadida; Trichomonadidae.